Penicillium verhagenii is the source of this 1749-nucleotide messenger RNA. RefSeq names its product Tyrosine-protein phosphatase cdcA. Gene Ontology annotation, cellular component: spindle pole; mitotic spindle pole body; mitotic spindle. Lineage: Eukaryota; Fungi; Ascomycota; Eurotiomycetes; Eurotiales; Aspergillaceae. The transcript is spliced from 4 exons. The coding region runs from base 1 to 1749 and encodes 582 amino acids. Gene Ontology annotation, molecular function: protein tyrosine/serine/threonine phosphatase activity; protein serine/threonine phosphatase activity. The record is from RefSeq and is a predicted model, not a curated record. Gene Ontology annotation, biological process: protein dephosphorylation; positive regulation of cytokinesis; regulation of exit from mitosis.
AUGUCGCUUGAUUCUGGCAAAAUGAUUGAAUACAUCGCAGACCGCCUGUAUCUGGCAUCCUAUGACUCCGCACCAAGCUCUAGAACGCACUUCCCAUUCCCUGCCGAGUCCUCCAAGUCCCCAAGCAAGCGGUCGCGUGCUCAACCCCCAGCUACACCUAGCACCAAGCGUCGCAGCCCCGUGUACUUCACCGUCGAUGAUACUCUCCUUUACAAUGCCUUCCACGCGGACUUUGGCCCACUCCACAUUGGCCACUUGUACAGAUUUGCAGUACUUUUCCAUGAGAUUCUCGGCGACCCAGCCAACAGCGACCGGCCCGUGGUCUUCUACAGCAAGACCGAUGCGCGAAGCCGUGCGAACGCAGCAUGCCUUGUUGCAUGCUACAUGGUCCUAAUCCAGUCAUGGCCACCCCACUUGGCCCUCGCACCGAUUGCACAGGCUGAUCCUCCAUACAUGCCGUUCCGCGAUGCUGGAUACAGCCAGGCGGAUUUCGUCUUGAACAUCCAAGACGUUGUAUAUGGAGUGUGGAAGGCCAAAGAGAAGGGUCUGUGCGGUCUCCGAGACUUCAACCUUGAAGAAUAUGAAAAGUUUGAGAGAGUCGAUAUGGGUGACUUCAACUGGGUGACACAAGAUUUCCUCGCUUUCGCUUCCCCUCAACAUCAACCCGUGGAGCCGGUCCCCGCAAACACCCCCGAAUACGAUGCCCUGCCCUCCACCAUCUCUGAGGUUUGCUCUGCCAAACUGCCUUUGUCAUUCAAGAAUGUCCUAGUUCACUUCGCGUCGCGGAAUGUGGGUCUUGUGGUUCGGUUGAAUUCGGAGCUUUACAGCCCGUCUUACUUCACAGCUAUGGGUAUCGCUCAUAUCGAUAUGAUCUUCGAAGACGGCACUUGCCCACCCCUACAACUUGUACGCAAGUUCAUCAAGAUGGCCCAUGAGAUGAUCACCGUGAAGAACAAGGGUAUUGCUGUUCACUGCAAGGCAGGCCUUGGUCGCACGGGAUGCUUGAUUGGUGCCUAUCUGAUCUACCGCUAUGGCUUCACUGCCAAUGAAGUCAUUUCUUUCAUGCGAUUCAUGCGACCUGGCAUGGUUGUAGGACCUCAGCAACACUGGCUGCAUCUCAACCAGGGCUCGUUCCGCGAAUGGUGGUUUGAGGACAGCAUGCGCGAGAAGAUGGCACAGUCCGCCCCUGUCACUCCUGCUCGUAUGUCAACCAAGAAGCGCGCAAGCAAUGGCGUUUAUGAGGAGAACCUCCCAGCUCCAACCCCCGGUCAACCCCGUAAGUCGCACCGAAAGGACUCUCGUCACCACCCUUACUCCCGCACCGCAUCUGGAUCACUAGCUGUGGAGCAUGAAGGACACAAGAGUGAACAGCGCAGCAAGGGCCACCGCCUCAGCAACGAGAGCAGUGAGAGUGACGAAGAGAUUCAGCUUCGUAUGUUGGCCAAGAAAUCAUCAAAGUCUCCUGUUGCAUCACCUACACGAUCCAUCAGCUACUCAGCAACUGUCACUGCCAGCUACACCUUGACAGAUGACAUCCAUGAUGAUCAGGAGAACUGGGUCGAAAAUGCCGCCCCCAAGACUCCUAUCAGCCGCAAGAGUGGUGGCGCCCCUAUUUCUGUUAGCAAGGUUCGCACCAGCCCCCGGCGGGCAACAGAUAGCUCCAAGGGUGAAUCCCGAGGCGUUCGCAAGCCCAGUGGUCGCAUCGGAAGCACAUCAAGCCCCGCUCGCGCUGUUCGACCUGUUCAAUAA